AUGCGGUCGAGCUCCGUAUCGAUACCAGUGCUUGCAGCCGCAUUGGCCGCUACGUCGUCCGCUCUCGACUUCGGCGGCGAGAACGAUGUCACGCAGACAGCGGGCACUGUGGCGCCCGACCAAGCAGCAGAUAGCAGUGUAACGUUGCCUUCCGGGGGCAAUGGCUUUGGGAACUUCGGGCCCCCGACGACGACGACAUCGACUCCCGCUGGUGAACAGCCUUCUGGCCCUGGUAACCAAGGCUGGCCCCAAGAGCAAGGAGGGUGGCCGUCGCCAGCGUCCUACUGGAACCCGCCUGGUGGUGAUCAACACUGGGCCCAGCACGGAGGAUGGAAGUCUGGCUCGGCAGCGUAUUGGACCCCACCAGGUGGCGACGGAACCCUGGGCGUAGACUGCAGCGGGUCUGGCGAAGGAGGGUGGACGCCUCCAGGUGGGGAUCAAGGGUGGGGCACGCUGAGCGUCGACUGCAGCGGCUCGGGUGAUGGUGCGUGGACACCUCCGAGCGGUGAGGAGACGCUGGGCGUUGAGUGCAGCGGCUCGGGCGAAGGCGGAUGGAAUGGCGAGCAAGGGUCUGAGACUCUGGGUGUCGACUGCAGCGGGUCGAGCGCUGGGGGGUCAGUGUCAGGGACCGGAGUCGGGUCGAACGCAGUGGAGGGCUCACAAACGACGCAAGCGUCCGGUAGCACUGAAACCGCCUCGACGGCUUCCAGCGGGACGCAAGACCAAGGUUCUCAGCCCUUAAUGGAUACGUCUUCGCAGCUGUCAAGCAGCACCGAAGACCACGAGGGUGCGUCCGAUGCAGCAACUUCUGCAGCGACUAAUACGGAGUCGAGUGUGGGUGCCGACUCGGAUCAACGGACCAUGCUGCGGUCGUCGACCACCGCGACAAGCUCCGACAGUGAGACCAGCCAACAAGAGCAGGCGUACGCUUCGCCCACUCAAAAGGACGUUGUCGCCUAUACCUCCACGUGGGGGGCUCCUGUUGUCAAGGAGACCGGCAGCAACUACACCAGCGCCAAGCCCACCUUCGGCAAGAUCACGUCAAAAUCUGGCGAGUGCGUCAUCGCCACUCCGACUGAGUACAUCACCGAGAAGGACUUGGACUGGGUGUGGCAGAACCGCAUCGGCCCCAACGCAGCGCCCGCGAAGGACAAGAACUGGAACGUCAUGGCCAACAAGAACUUCCUCAUGGACAAGCUGGUGCACAACAAAGGCUCCAUCAACUACUGCGUGCGCUGGGACGCCAAGACCAAGCUCGACAAGAACACGGCGUCCAAGUUCCAGGCCAUCCUGGAGCGCCACUUCAACGCGUGGAACGACUGGCUGGUCGGCUACAACUGCUGGCCGUUCACGAGCGUCAAGGUCAACAUGGUGGGCUGGGCUGCGAAGCAGGCGUCUCAGUUCGGUUGGGCCGACGAAUCGCUCGGUAAGAUCUACGAGGGGGGUAUAUCCUUGUCCGACAAGGCGCCGCAGUGCCCCGACGAGUGCUACCGCUUCUACGACAAUGUGAACAACGUGUGGUCGGACACGAGCGCGUGUCAGGGCGAGCCGUUCGACGUCUCGUUCUGGCUUAAAGAGGACAUCCCGUACGGCUUCGGCUUCGACUGGGGCCAGGAGGUAAGCCUCAACAACACGAUGCAGAACUUGUACAGCAGGAACAUCAUGUUCAUCGGCCACGAGAUCGGCCACGGCUUCGGCCUGCCGGACUUCUACGAGCCGGAGGAAAAACCCAGGGAGGACUUCCCCAAUUCCAUCAUGAUGGCGUACAGCUCGACCACGAUCAUGCCGAGCGACGGCUGGAUGCUGCGUCGCAUCCUCGACCACGUCCGAGCGCGCUACAAGUUUUAA
Molecule: messenger RNA, 1848 nt
Organism: Phytophthora sojae
Lineage: Eukaryota; Oomycota; Peronosporomycetes; Peronosporales; Peronosporaceae
Exons: 1
Coding region: 1-1848 (615 amino acids)
Source: RefSeq, a predicted model, not a curated record